Messenger RNA from Stegostoma tigrinum, 2622 nucleotides. RefSeq names its product protein phosphatase 6, catalytic subunit (gene ppp6c). The transcript is spliced from 7 exons. The coding region runs from base 62 to 979 and encodes 305 amino acids. Gene Ontology annotation, biological process: peptidyl-serine dephosphorylation; G1/S transition of mitotic cell cycle. Gene Ontology annotation, cellular component: cytoplasm. Gene Ontology annotation, molecular function: protein serine/threonine phosphatase activity. NCBI's taxonomy places the organism in Eukaryota, Metazoa, Chordata, Chondrichthyes, Orectolobiformes, Stegostomatidae. The record is from RefSeq and is a predicted model, not a curated record.
CGGCGCUUUAGAUACCGGAAGCGCGUCAUUGGCCUGGGGCUUGCUCAGUCCGUGUCUCAAAAUGGCGCCUCUGGACCUGGAUAAGUAUGUGGAGAUAGCUCGGCAGUGCAAAUAUCUUCCAGAAAAUGACCUAAAGCGACUCUGUGACUAUGUUUGUGACUUACUUUUGGAAGAGUCUAAUGUUCAGCCAGUGUCCACACCAGUUACUGUUUGUGGGGACAUACAUGGACAGUUUUAUGACUUGGGUGAGCUGUUUAGAACCGGAGGUCCAGUUCCCGAUACAAAUUAUAUUUUUAUGGGUGACUUUGUGGAUAGAGGGUAUUAUAGUCUUGAAACUUUCACCUACCUCCUUGCUUUGAAGGCAAAAUGGCCUGAUCGCAUUACACUCCUCAGAGGAAAUCAUGAAAGCAGACAAAUCACCCAAGUCUAUGGGUUCUAUGAUGAAUGCCAAACAAAGUAUGGAAAUGCCAAUGCUUGGCGGUAUUGUACCAAAGUCUUCGACAUGCUCACGGUAGCAGCUUUGAUAGAUGAACAGAUCUUGUGUGUGCAUGGCGGACUUUCUCCUGAUAUCAAAACUCUAGAUCAAAUCCGAACCAUUGAGCGUAACCAGGAGAUCCCACACAAAGGAGCGUUCUGUGAUCUAGUAUGGUCAGAUCCGGAGGAUGUAGACACGUGGGCUAUCAGUCCUCGCGGAGCAGGCUGGCUCUUUGGAGCAAAGGUUACAAAUGAGUUUGUUCACAUCAACAACUUGAAACUAAUCUGCCGAGCGCAUCAGUUAGUUCAUGAAGGAUAUAAAUUCAUGUUUGAUGAAAAGUUGGUGACUGUGUGGUCUGCUCCUAACUACUGUUACCGUUGCGGAAAUAUUGCAUCAAUCAUGGUCUUCAACAAUGUAAACUCAAGGGAACCAAAGCUAUUUCGUGCAGUUCCAGAUUCAGAGCGUGUAAUUCCACCAAGAACAACAACGCCCUAUUUUCUUUAAAAUAUAUUUUGUUCUUGGUUAAAAACAAUCUUAAAAUAUAGUCUGCACAAUGGACUGUAAACAUGCAUUGUGUUGCGUAGUCAAGAUUCAAGAUGUAGAAUUUCAGCCAUUCUAUCAAAUAUUUUAAAUGCUAAAUUGAAUAAAGUGGUCUAAAGGGCUGCCUUUUUCUUUGUUUUUAAUGCUAGCAGAUAUUGAGAAGCUGAUUUAUGUGCUCCAGUAAUUAAAACUUUGUACAUUAAAAUAAUUGUAUUGAUCAGUUUUCAAAUUUCAUUGUAUUUUAAUAUCGUAAUAUGGUGACAACAAUCCUCAUAGGUUAAACUAUUGAAAAUAAACUGCUUUAUUAUUAAAUCAAAUGUUUAUUGCCCUUUCUGAUUUAAAUCAGUGAAUUUUAAAUUGGGAAUUAUUUCAUUCUUACAGUUCUGCAUCAGUUAUGUAUAUGUUGAAAUGUGAAGUCUUGUACGUAGUUUGGCUACCAACGGUCUGAGCAUUUGAUGCUCAAGUUAUUUACAACAAUUCCCAAUGAAUGGGGCAUUUUAUAUUUAGACUUUUUUUUUAAUAUAAUAUUUGCUUUUCGUAUUUAAACAUUUUUUGAAGUUUCAAAGCCAACUAACUUUUAAAGUUGUUGCGUAGUUGACUAACCUUGUUUGACUGGAGUUGGAAGCCAUCCUGUUAUUAUUCGAGCCUGUUUUGUGGAAGUUCUUGCUUUUUUUUUCCCCGAAUCAUUUUGCUGUUGAUUUUAGCCUGGAUUAUUGUUCUGUAUUUGCUGAAAAGCAAAGUACUGGAUGAUAAAGUAGCCAUUGCCCUGGAUCUGGCUGUGGCAAUAAUGGCAAAACUCAGCAUUCGAUGUCAUUACUCUUCUGAAAUUGCCACAGCUUCUGGAGUCCACACAUAUGCAAUUGAAUGCAGAUAUCCAGAUGGUGCUGUCAAGAUUAUAUGCUUCCCAUAGAAUGCAAUGUUGAAGUUCACAUCUGUCACAAAAUAUUAGUAUCCACUCAAUUAAUAAACAAAUUCCACCUUUUGAUGUUGUAUGUUUCCGCAUAAAAAUCUUCGGAAAAGUUGUACAUUGUCGAAUGAGGUUUCUAGCUUAUUUUAUAUGGGGCUACAUUAACAUCUUGCUGGCUCUGAAAGUAACUAUUUACUAAGUUCUAUAUUUAAAGUUUUUUUUGUUUGGAAAAUCUAAAUAUUUCAGCAUUUAUCUUAAUCCCAUGAGUUUGUCAUAAUCUUUAUUCCUAUGCUCCAUGAAAAAAAAUAAUUUUAGUUCCUUGUUUGUCUGAAAACAGUUCAGUGUGGUUGGCUGCUUACCCUACUUGACAACCUCCAUUUCAGGAAGGAAUGGAGUUCUUUUUGACAUGGCACCAGAUUCAAAUUAAGAUUGGGCAAGAUGAAACCUGCAUGAGAGAUUACUAGGUAGUUGUGGGCAUCCUUUUUCAAGGUUAGCCAUGGUCUUCAACAUCUGGUUAUUAUUAAGUGUUGAUUUUGAAUGUACUGCCAAGUUAUUCAACCUUGAGAAUGUGCCAUCCAAUUCAAUUGACACUUGAUAAGCAUAGCCAAACAUUUGAAGUAGUAUUGGGGAAAAUAAGUUUGUUUUUUUUCUAUUUUGAAGGAGUUAAGAAUAUUGUGUGUUUCAAAGGGCUGAAUUGCUC